Stylonychia lemnae is the source of this 1326-nucleotide messenger RNA. The record is from the annotation of a GenBank genome assembly. NCBI's taxonomy places the organism in Eukaryota, Ciliophora, Spirotrichea, Sporadotrichida, Oxytrichidae.
AUGUUGAAGUCAAGACACGAGACAAUAAACACUACUCCUACAAAGGCAUCUCACUUAAUCAAUGUUUACAAUCAUGAUUCACCUCAGAAGUCAACGAAUUGUUUUGGAACACCCAUUGAAAUCAUACCUAAUAAAUUAUUCUGGGUUUCAGACUCUAAACCACCUCAAAAUUACUCAUCAGCAUACUUUUUCUGCAUCGAUAAUGAUCUUCAAUACUUCCCAUUUAAUCAAGAUUUUGGUCCAUUGAACCUUGCUAUGAUGCACAGAUAUGUCAGAGAAUUAGCAAGAUUGUUAUAAGAAGAUUCCUACAAACAAUACAAAAUCUUCCACUACUGCUCGAGCAAACCGGAAAAAUUGGCAAACUCAGCUUUCUUAAUGGGAGCAUUUAUGGUCAUCAUCCUCAAAAUGAGUCCAUAAGAGGCCUUCGAAAAAUUCAAGCUUUAUUAAAAUCAAUUCAAACCAUUCAGAGAUGCAUCAAAAGGUGAAUGCUACUACGAGUGCACUAUUCUUCACUGUCUUCAAGGAUUGGAACAGGGAAUUAAACACAACUGGUACAACUUCAAGACUUUCAAUGUCAAGGAGUAUGAAUUCUAUGAAAGAGUAGAUAAUGGAGACUUGAAUUGGAUCAUUCCAGGAAAAUUUGUAGCCUUUAUGGGACCAAUCGAUAAAAGAGAGGAAAAUCAGAGAUCAGGAUUCACUCCAGAGGAGUAUUGUGACAUAUUUAAGCUUUGGAACGUUAAAAAAGUUAUCAGACUCAAUGAAGCAAAAUACGACAGAACUAAGUUUAUCAAGAAUGGAGUAUCUCACACAGAUUUGUUCUUUGUUGAUGGAUCAAACCCAUCUGAUGAAAUAGUAGAUGAAUUCAUGAAUAUUUGUGAAAGACAUUUCCAAACACCAAACUCUGGAGCUAUAUCUGUGCACUGUAAAGCUGGUCUCGGUAGAACUGGUACACUUAUCGGUUUAUAUGCAAUGAAGCACUAUUAGAUUCCUGCUGAAUAGUUUAUUGGAUGGAUUCGUAUAGCCAGACCAGGUUCAGUCCUAGGACCUCAAUAGUUUUUCUUGCUAUAAAAGGAAUCUGAUUACGUUAGAAAUAAUCACUCUCUAUAUAAGAAAUCUAUGUCACUGAAGAUGGAGGACAUGAGUCCAAUUGACAGACUAAAGUCAGUCAAAGGUGAAGCAUUCCAAGGCAACUAUCUUGUAAGUGCCAAAGAGCGCAACUCAGAAAAGAAAUAUAGAGGCUAACACACAAGCAACUCAAGACCAAGCCGAGGCUCUUAUGCUAACUCAACCUCAAAAGCUGAUCUCAGAGCUAAUCUAAAUUUCUGA